CUGAAGCUACUGUAGAGAGAUUAUGUAUUUAGGCUUUCUUUCACAUGGUAAUAACCAUGAGGAACUUAAUUUCCAGAAGGUGCAGCUGAGAAAAAGCUUCACCAUGAUGACAAAGACAUCUUUCAUCUUUCUUCUGUUUGUUGCCUGCUGCAAUGCCCAGACCAACACAACCAUUGCUGAAUCAACAACUACAACUGUUGCUACAAGCACAGUUGCAGAAAUGACAACAACUGCCACUGCAGAAACAACCACACCUACCUUAACAACCACGGCUGCUGCAACAACAACCACAGCUGCAGGAACAACAACUGCAACUUCCCCUACAACUACAAUUUCAGAUAUGACAACCACAUCAGCCCCUACAACCACUGGUGAAUCAACAGCUACAACAACAGCUACUGCUGAAUCAACUACAAUUUCCACUACAACUAUAGCUGCAGAAACAACAACAACCACUGCAACAACCACAGCUGCAGCAAUGACAUCUUCAACAACAAGCACACUGCCCCCUACAACCAUUGCAGACUCAAUGAGUACAAUUGCCCCUUCAUCUACAACUGCAGAACAAACAACUGCUGCAACAACUACAGCUGCAGAAACAACCACAGCUGCCCCAACCACCACGGCUGCUGCAACGACAGCUGCAGCAAUGGCAUCUUCGGCUGCUCCAACAACAAGCACACUGCCCCCUACAACCAUUGCAGACUCAAUGAGUACAAUUGCCCCUUCAUCUACAACUGCAGAACAAACAACUGCUGCAACAACUACAGCUGCAGAAACGACCACAGCUGCCCCAACAACCACUCCUGCUGGAACAGCAACUACAGAUAGAGCAACGACAAUGACGGCUGCCCCAACUACAACCACAAUGGCCCCUACAGUUACAGCUGAAACAACAACUACAACUUCCCCUACAACUACAGUUGCAGAAACAACAACGACUGUUAUACCAAAUACAGCUGCUGCAACAACAUCCACAGAUGCAGCAACGACAAUGACGGCUGCACCAUCGACAACCAUAUCGGUCCCUACAACCACUGCAGGAUCAAUGAGUACAAUUGCACCUUCAACUACAGGAGCAGAAACAACAACAACUGCCGCAGCAACUACAGCUACAGAAACAACCACAGCUGCCCCAGCAACCACGGCUGCUGCAACGACAGCUGCAGCAAUGACAUCUUCAGCUGCUCCAACAACAAGCACACUGCCACCUACAACCAUUGCAGACUCAAUGAGUACAAUUGCACCUUCAUCUACAGCUGCAGAACAAACAACUGCUGCAACAACUACAGCUGCAGAAACGACCACAGCUGCCCCAACAACCACGGCUGCUCCAACAACAACCACACUGGCCCCUACACCCACUGCAGACUCAAUGAGUACAAUUGCCCCUUCAUCUACAGCUGCAGAACAAACAACUGCUGCAACAACUACAGCUGCAGAAACGACCACAGCUGCCCCAACCACCACGGCUGCUCCAACAGCAACCACACUGGCCCCUACAACCAUUGCAGACUCAAUGAGUACAAUUGCCCCUUCAUCUACAACUGCAGAACAAACAACUGCUGCAACAACUACAGCUGCAGAAACGACCACAGCAGCCCCAACAACAGCAACUACAGAUAGAGCAACGACAAUGACGGCUGCCUCAACUACAACCACAAUGGCCCCUACAGUUACCGCUGAAUCAACAACUACAACUUCCCCUACAACUACAGUUGCAGAAACAACAACGACUGUUGCAACAACUACAGCUGCUGCCUCAACAACAUCCACAGAUGCAGCAACGACAAUACUGUUGCUAGCAUUCUUUUAUUUGUGGUAGUGUCCUGGGGAGGCAGCAUUAGGAAAGGAGAUGUGAUGCAGCUAAAUAACUAGCUCAUGUGGGUUGGGUCAGUGGUUGGACUGGAGCUGGACUCUGACUAGAGUGGCAUAGAGAAGGACACUGGACAUCUAUCUAUCUAUCUAUCUAUCUAUCUAUCUAUCUAUCUAUCUAUCUAUCUAUCUAUCUAUCUAUCUAUCUAUCUAUCUAUCUAUCUAUCUAUCUAUCUAUCUAUCUCUUCUUUUUCAUGCUGAUGUUGAAUACAGGACUCUUAGUUGUAAGAUUUAGCUGAUUAAAAUUGUAAACUUUUCUCCAAAGCUGGAUUCUACCUGGUAACAGAGAGCUUCAAUUUCUGUUUUAGCUGCUCCGGGAAAAGUUCUGAGGAGUUUAUUUUUAGAUAUGUGCGUGUUGUGAUGUCUGGGGCAUAUUUUAGGGUUGAUGUUGCAAUAGGACACAGCUGACAUGAUCCACAGAGAAAAUAAACACACAGAUCAUCAGAGCUCCACCAAAGUCUCAUUACGCUUUAGAAACGUGUCGUCGUCACAAGAAGCAGCUGAUUCAAGGUCACACAGGGUAGGUCUCCCUGUGACGAGCCACAUAAAGUGAAUUGUAAACAUUCAGUGACGCGUUGACUCAUGUUUGAUGGAUAUGGUGCAUUCCUCAGGGAAGACUCAACCACUUCCAGAGCAAGCUGGGAAAUUCUUUUAAGGGGUUUGUGCCUGCUAAUUAUUAAUGAUUAACACAAGGGUAACUUCUGUUUAAGAUAUUACAAAAAUAUGAAUCAAUACAAACAAGUCCUUAAAGUGAUAAUAAUCAACACCAAAAAAGUACUGUAAAAAGACCCAUCAGUAAAAUCACGUUGUCUUCCACUUGUGUGCUGAACUAUAAAACGUGUAUAUGAUUUUCAUUUACUUAGUUCAGGUUUGCUGCUUCCUACUGUUGCUGAAAGGAACAACAGGUACAGCGUAAAAUGUUGAGAUACAUCAUGAAUACUGAGAAUUGUUUUAGGCUUAAAAGUCGCACUUAUAUUGGUCGUGUUUGAUGUUUGGGCCAAACGACUUACAUCGCUGCACUGUAGGACUUGUAUUCAGAUGUAGUUACACCGCACAGCACUGUGAUGGCUUUGGAGGUGCUGUGCGAUUGUAUGAGUGUGUUUGUGCAUGCGUGGGUGGGUGUGCGUGUGUUUGUGUGUGUCUGUCCGUUCCUAAAACACUACUGAAUAAAAGAAGAAGUUGGUCCACUUUGCAUUACUCUCCAAACCACUCUGCCCCAUCUGUACCCCAGCAGCCAAGCUGAAACUACAGACCACCACCACAGUCAGGUUUAGAAUGUAAAUUCAUGAUUUGGAAAUAUUUUGUCAGCAAGUACAAGAGAAACUACAAUUGAACAUAAAGUAUAAGGUUGUUUAGAAAUACUGACAAACAAAUCAUAAAACUGGACUGAUGUGAAAAGUACCCAUGAGUUAAUAAAAAAGAAAGAAAACAGAAUGUC
Archocentrus centrarchus (flier cichlid) is the source of this 3313-nucleotide messenger RNA. RefSeq names its product mucin-5AC-like. The transcript is spliced from 2 exons. Bases 23 to 1825 code for a protein of 600 amino acids. Lineage: Eukaryota; Metazoa; Chordata; Actinopteri; Cichliformes; Cichlidae. The record is from RefSeq and is a predicted model, not a curated record.